Tuber aestivum (summer truffle) is the source of this 1627-nucleotide messenger RNA. Lineage: Eukaryota; Fungi; Ascomycota; Pezizomycetes; Pezizales; Tuberaceae. The record is from the annotation of a GenBank genome assembly.
AUGUCCGCCACAACUACAUUCUCGAAACGGUUAUCACCCUCAACACUGCGGCGGGCUUUUUUUCGGUCACCUGGGAGCCGAUGUUUGAACACGGUAGCCGGGCGACGGGACCGGCCCUUCCGCGUGGCGGUGGUGGGAGCUGGGCCCGCCGGGUUUUACACUGCAUAUCGGGUCCUGAGCAAACUUGCCAGUGCGAAGGUAGAUAUGUACGAGUCAUUACCAGCGCCGUACGGGCUUAUCAGGUUCGGCGUUGCACCGGAUCACCCCGAAGUCAAGGUUUCCUCUUCCCCUCCCUAACUUCCACACACCGCCACCAAUCACUCACACACGCAAAAAAAAUACGCCCCAGAACUGUCAAGACAAAUUCAACGAAGUGGCCCAAGACCCACGCUUCACUUACAUCGGCAACACCCCAAUCGGCACAUCCUGGCCACACCCGCCACACCGCAGCCUCCCACUGGCCGUUCUGGGCCCGCACUACGAUGCCCUCCUCCUCUCCUACGGCGCCUCCAGAGACCGCAAACUCGCGAUCCCUGGCGAAGAAUCAUUAGCGGGUGUGCACUCCGCCCGGGCGUUUGUCGGCUGGUACAACGGCCUCCCGGAGUGCCGCCACCUGAAGCCGGACCUGCACCUGGCUGAGGAAGCGACGGUGAUUGGACAGGGCAAUGUUGCGCUGGAUGUGGCGAGGAUGUUACUCUCGCGGCCGGACGAUUUGAGGACGACGGAUAUCACCGAGUAUGCUAUUGAAGAGCUGAGCAGGAGCAGGGUUAAGCGGGUGAGGGUUGUGGGUAGGAGGGGGCUAUUGCAGGCGGCGUUUACAGUGAAGGAGUUGAGAGAGCUGUUGUCUCUGCGGGGAGUUGGGUUUCACCCCGUGCACGCUUCUCUACUCCCCGAAGAUCCGAAUUCCUUCCCGAGAGCGCAGAAGCGGAUCAUUCAGGUCCUACAGAAAGGUCCAAAGACACAGCUGACUGGUGCGGAGAAGUCGUGGGAACUAGGCUUCCUACGCUCGCCGAAGGCGUUUAUCCCAUCAGCGAGUGACCCGGCUCGCAUUGGAGCAAUAGAGUUCGAAAAGAACAGACUAGAGGAACCGAUGUUCUCCCCUACUUCCAACGCCAUUGGCACCAGCCAGACCGAAGUGCUCCCGACGGAUCUAGCAUUCAGAAGCAUCGGAUAUCUGAGUGAGCGAAUCCCCGGAUUCGGGGAUCUCGGCAUUCCCUUCAACGAGAAACGCGGAUUGGUUCCCAACGAGGACGGCCGCGUCGUUAGACCCCUUGGCCCAAAAACCGGGGAUCCUGCCAUCCCCGUACCCGGAGUCUACACCAGUGGAUGGGUCAAACGCGGGCCUACGGGUGUCAUUGCUAGCACUAUGUACGAUGCCUUUGACACUGGCGAUAGAAUGGUCAGUGACUGGACGGGUGGUCAAGUGGAGUUUAUGAGGUUUGGCGGGGCAGAGAAGAAGUCUGGCUGGGAGGCCGUCAGGAAUGAAGUUGCGAGUCGGGGGAUAAGGCCCAUCAGCUGGGCGCAAUGGAUGAAGAUUGACAAGGCAGAGAAGGAGCGUGGGGCUAGAUUUGGGAAGGAGAGGGAGAAGUUUACGAGUGAGGAGGAGAUGCUCGCCGUUUUGGAGUAA